CGGCGACGGAGAUCCAUAGUUUACUUCUCGCACCGGCGUUUAGUGGAUUUAUUGGAGCAUUACACGGAUCUUCUGAAACAAUAUGGAUCCUCGUCAAUUCGAACACACCGUUGUUGAUGAUAAUGAUAUUCACAGCAUUGUAAUGUCAUAUCUUCUGCAUAACUGCUUCAACGAAACUGCGGACUCACUUGCUUCUUGCACUGGAGUUAAGCAACCCGCAAUUGAUCGUGAUAACUUGGAGAGAAGAAAACAAAUAAUACAUUUUAUACUGGAGAGGAAAGCGUUGAAGGCUGUUGAACUAACUGAACAACUAGCACAAGACUUGCUUGAGAAAAACAAGGAUUUGCACUUCGAUCUUCUAUGCCUUCAUUUUGUCGACCGAGUCUGUGCUGGGAACUGCACAGAAGCUCUUGAAUUUGCUCAGACAAGAUUGGCUCCUUUUGGGAAGGUCCCAAAAUAUGUAGAAAAGCUUGAAGACGUAAUGGCAUUGCUGGCUUAUGAAGACCCUGAGAAAUCCCCAAUGUUCCAUCUUUUGAGCUCUGAAUACCGACAACAGGUUGCUGAUAAUCUGAACCGCACGAUUCUUGAACACACAAACCACCCAAGCUACACACCAAUGGAAAGGAUCAUACAACAGGUGACAGUUGUGAGACAAUACUUGACUGAGGAGAAUGGCAAAGAUGCGUUUCCUCCAUUCUCUCUCAAGGAUUCUCUCAAAGGCUAAGAUCGCAGGACUACUCCAAAGUUUGCUAGGAGGAGGAUAUGCUAAGCAUUGUCAUGUAUAUACAAAAAAAAAACUUGCUUAUCUCCUUUGUUUAAAUCUGUCUUCAUCUCCAGCAAACAUGGAGACAAGGUUAGUCUUCCAUGGCCACAGGAGGGGUUUCGGUUUGCUGUUGCAAGAGAUCAAUAUUGUGAAGGACAGUUUCGGCUUGGUUUGGUUGGGUUCGGUUCAGUUCUCUACCAGAAAUUGUUUCCUCAACUUUGUGUGAGUUUAAUCGAUAAAAUCUGUAAUCCAUA
This is a messenger RNA of Arabidopsis arenosa, 1017 nucleotides long. Lineage: Eukaryota; Viridiplantae; Streptophyta; Magnoliopsida; Brassicales; Brassicaceae. The record is from the annotation of a GenBank genome assembly.